AUGGCCAAGUGCGCGCUGGACCUGCAGCAGGCAUAUCUGGCCUCACGCGAGUGGGGCGUCAGCACAGUCUUGAUCAUGCGGGGUCGGGACAAGUUGCGUCGCUUGAGCGACACGACCUUUGCCAUUGCGGUCGUGUCCAUGAUGGGUUUUGGCCUCCAUGAACUCAUCAACGUCAAGCCGACGGACAAGUGCCCGCUCUGCAGCAGCAAGACACCUCAGCCGCGACUAACCCGCGAGCACCUGCUGACCUGCCGUCCCAUCAAGCGACACAACGCCCUUCGCGACGAGAUGGGCCGCCUGCUCAGGUACGCCACCCUCUCCCAUGUCUGGGUGGAAAAGUCUGGCUACAACGCCAACGGUCAGAGCUGCCGCAUCGACCUGCACUGCCGCAACCCCUUUCCCGGCGGUGCACUGGGCCCAGCUCUGCCCGACCUGGGCAUUGACGUGACUGUGCGCACAGCCCAACCCCCGACCACCUCGCAAGCCUGCAUCAAGGUGGGCGCUGCCCUUCGCCGAGCCGAAAAGGAGAAGCGCGACUACUACACCGGUUUCAACCAUGGAAAAACUCUGAUCGUCCCUGCGGCGAUGACGACGUAA
Molecule: messenger RNA, 597 nt
Organism: Monosiga brevicollis MX1
Lineage: Eukaryota; Choanoflagellata; Craspedida; Salpingoecidae
Exons: 1
Coding region: 1-597 (198 amino acids)
Biological process (GO): ribosome biogenesis; ribosomal large subunit export from nucleus; ribosomal large subunit biogenesis
Cellular component (GO): nucleus; preribosome, large subunit precursor; nucleolus
Molecular function (GO): protein binding
Source: RefSeq, a predicted model, not a curated record